AUGUGUCUUGUCGGUCGCCCGAUGAGCGUUAUGGCGCCCGAGUCGGUCGGAGAAAGACGUCAGUCAGCUGCUUCGCUCGCUAAGAAGAUCGCCGAGUGGACGAGGACAAUGUUGAUUCGACGAAAGCUCGCAAGCAUCGAGACCGGCUUUGGAACUGGACCUCCAAACCCAUCUCAGUACAAACUUAUCUUCGAUGUCGUCGAAGAGGCCUACGAGUCGGACAAGACUGCGAUCAGUCGAGUUCUUAAAGGUGUCCGCGAUGAAGCUAUUAGCGUCCAGCUCGACGCCAAUCGUCGCAUUGAUGUCAAGCUGCACCUCUACGAAUGGCUGGCCAACUCCGCUCCUGCGAGUCUUACAGACAACAGAUUGUCGCAUGCCAGGGAAGAGGUGUGCCGGAUGAUUGGGCCCAACUUUAGAGUUCUGAAGUACGAGGCCGCGAUGAAGAACAACUCUUCAGUUUACGACAAGAUCAAGGACAAACUGCCCCCAGCAGGGUCGGUCACACACGUGCGCGUUCAGCGACUCAUCGAGGCUCUUCCAAACUACAGCCUCCCAGAUGGUUCUGGUAACCAGCUCUCGAAGAACCAGCUCAAGAAGCGGUGCAAGUUCGUCCUCGCUUGCAUCAAAGGAGAGCCAGUCGCCGAGCCCACUCUCGCUCAGACCGGAGCGGCAAAGAGGGCAAGCGACGCUGACACCGCUGCUGCCACUGGACCUGGCAAAGCACCACCCAACAAGAGGACCUCCAACCUGAAGACGAAGAAGUCAUCCAAGUCAGCACACGAGAAGCAGCAUCAUACCGCCACCGUCACAUCGUCCUCAGCGCCGGCCGCCUCACUCCCAGCUCCUUCGAUGCCUGAUGGUGUUACAGCUGAAUGGAUUGCCAACCUUGUCGCACGAGUCCAAGAGGACACCAACGCGCGCUUCUUCAUCAACUAUCCAAACAACUACCAAACCCCCCGAGACGCUUCAACACCCACUGGUGGCUUCAAUCCCAUGCCCUCUGGCUUCGGUUCAGACAGUUUCACGUCGCCAAACAUGCACAACGCACCGCAUGCCUUCAACGGUCCAUCACCACAUACACCACACAAUCUACACAAUCCACACAGUCAGCCAAAAAGCACGUACGGCUACGGCCUAACCAUGCCCCUCGGCUCUGGUCAAGGCAGUUUCACAUCACGAGACUUCCUACCAAUGCCGUCUGCCUUCAGUGGUCCACCUCCUUCCAUGCAGUACGGCCACGACCAAACCAAGCCCUCUGGACUUCACACAGGCAGUUUCACAUCGCGAGACUUCCUGCAGUUGCCGUCUGUCAAUCGAUACGGCUACGACCAAAGCAAGCCCUCUGGACUUCACACAGACAGUCCCACGUCGCCAGACUUCCUGCAGACACCAUCUCUCAAUCAGUACGGCCACGACUCAACUAUGCCCUCUGGAGUUGAGACUCGCUGA
Aureobasidium namibiae CBS 147.97 is the source of this 1449-nucleotide messenger RNA. RefSeq lists its product as uncharacterized. The record is from RefSeq and is a predicted model, not a curated record. Lineage: Eukaryota; Fungi; Ascomycota; Dothideomycetes; Dothideales; Saccotheciaceae. The transcript has 4 exons. The coding region runs from base 1 to 1449 and encodes 482 amino acids.